Messenger RNA from Ictalurus furcatus (blue catfish), 742 nucleotides. RefSeq names its product dynein, light chain, LC8-type 1 (gene dynll1). Gene Ontology annotation, biological process: microtubule-based process; cilium assembly. Gene Ontology annotation, molecular function: dynein light intermediate chain binding; dynein intermediate chain binding. NCBI's taxonomy places the organism in Eukaryota, Metazoa, Chordata, Actinopteri, Siluriformes, Ictaluridae. Gene Ontology annotation, cellular component: cytoplasmic dynein complex. The coding region runs from base 225 to 494 and encodes 89 amino acids. The transcript is spliced from 3 exons. The record is from RefSeq and is a predicted model, not a curated record.
UUCCUACCAGGCAGUGGUAAGGCUGCAUCGGUCUUUUGCUCUGCAUAAUAAAGGGCAAACCGCCUGCUUGUCAACACGGAUUUCAGGGUGAAACUUUUCCACAAGCGUCCUCCGGUUUGCUUGUUGUCCAGAAAAGCUGAAAAGACUUGCGCAGCCCACCCAGGGACACCAAAUUGUCGUGGAAAUUAGACAACACUCGCAGACUCGUCCUCUUAAGAGCAGUCAUGUCUGACAGGAAAGCAGUAAUAAAAAAUGCGGACAUGUCGGAGGAGAUGCAGCAGGAUGCUGUUGAGUGUGCUACCCAGGCUCUAGAGAAGUACAACAUUGAGAAAGACAUUGCUGCCUACAUCAAAAAGGAGUUUGACAAAAAAUACAACCCCACCUGGCACUGCAUUGUCGGAAGGAAUUUUGGCAGCUACGUGACCCAUGAGACGAAGCACUUCAUCUAUUUCUACCUGGGCCAAGUGGCCAUUCUGCUGUUCAAGUCUGGCUGAGACGGAGCUUUACCUCAUCAUCACCUGACCAUUUAUUACUGACUGACUACAGAAAGGCUGAGCAUUCCAGUUCUGGGACCUGCCUUCUCUUGGCUGCUUUCCCCUCUUUUUGUUUUAAGAAAAUGUACAAGGAAAAAACAUGAGUAAAGAACAUAUUUAUUUUUUUUCUAUACACAGGCUGAACAGUUGUCAUUUCAGUGUGUGUUUUUUAUUUUAUUUUAAUUAAAACAAAAUGGUUUGGCCCACUG